Molecule: messenger RNA, 5386 nt
Organism: Gasterosteus aculeatus aculeatus (three-spined stickleback)
Lineage: Eukaryota; Metazoa; Chordata; Actinopteri; Perciformes; Gasterosteidae
Gene: hcn2b
Product: hyperpolarization activated cyclic nucleotide-gated potassium channel 2b
Biological process (GO): regulation of membrane depolarization; potassium ion transmembrane transport; sodium ion transmembrane transport
Cellular component (GO): HCN channel complex; membrane; dendrite
Molecular function (GO): voltage-gated potassium channel activity
Source: RefSeq, a predicted model, not a curated record
CGGAGGUGGUGGAGGUGCUGCUGCUGCUGCUGCUGCUGCUGCUGCUGGAGGAGGAGAGGACGCGAUAGCAGAGGGAGCCACCGGUAUGAUAUGCAACAAAAACGGAGACUGUAGAAGGGACCCGACCAGCUCAGGGAGCCUCUCCUCUCUCAUCUCCAGGCAGGAGAAGCGGGCGGAUGGAGUAGUGGCCGCCGGGGACGGGGAGGGACACGCUGCGCGCAUGGAGGGCUCCGUCGCUUCAGCGGGGUCCCUGGCGCAGGGGCCGGGCGCCGAGGUCAGGAGCGCGGCGGCGCUGGAGAAGAAGGACUCCAGGGUGUCCUUCUCCAACGCGCCGACCGGCAAAGGACCGACUCCGAGUCCGCACUCCAGGAAUUCGGUCACGUUCACCAAAGCCGAGGACGGCUCUCAGAUAGUGCCGGAUGAUGGAGAUCCACGGGAGAGCCUGACGUACAUGCAGCGGCAGUUUAGUUCCAUGCUUCAGCCCGGAGUUAACAAGUUCUCCCUGCGCAUGUUUGGCAGCCAGAAGGCAGUGGAGAAAGAGCAGCAGCGCGUAAAGUCUGCGGGUAAUUGGAUUAUCCAUCCAUACAGCGACUUCAGGUUCUACUGGGACUUCACCAUGCUGAUGUUCAUGGUGGGCAACCUGAUCAUCAUCCCCGUCGGCAUCACCUUCUUCAAGGAGGAGACAACCACCCCCUGGAUCAUCUUCAACGUGGUGUCCGACACCUUCUUCCUCAUGGACCUGGUGCUGAACUUCCGGACCGGCAUCGUGUUCGAGGACAACACCGAGAUCAUCCUGGAUCCCAAGAAGAUCAAGAGGAAGUACCUGCAGAGCUGGUUUGUGGUGGACUUUGUCUCUUCCAUACCUGUGGAUUAUAUCUUCCUCAUCGUGGAGAGGGGGAUCGACUCGGAGAUGUACAAGACGGCCCGGGCGCUCCGCAUCGUCCGCUUCACCAAGAUCCUCAGCCUGCUGCGGCUGCUGAGGCUGUCCAGGCUCAUCCGCUACAUCCACCAAUGGGAGGAGAUCUUCCACAUGACCUAUGACCUGGCGAGUGCCGUGAUGCGAAUAUUCAACCUCAUCGGCAUGAUGCUGCUGCUGUGCCACUGGGACGGCUGUCUCCAGUUCCUCGUCCCCAUGCUGCAGGACUUCCCGUCGGACUGCUGGGUGUCCCUCAACAAGAUGGUGAACGACUCGUGGAGCGAGCUCUACUCCUUCGCCCUCUUCAAGGCCAUGAGUCACAUGCUGUGCAUCGGAUACGGAAGACAAGCGCCGGAGAGCAUGUCGGACAUCUGGCUGACCAUGCUCAGCAUGAUCGUCGGCGCCACCUGCUACGCCAUGUUCAUCGGCCACGCAACCGCACUCAUCCAGUCUCUGGACUCAUCCAGGCGGCAGUACCAGGAAAAGUACAAACAGGUGGAGCAGUACAUGUCGUUCCACAAGCUGCCGGCAGACUUCCGGCAGAAAAUCCACGACUACUACGAGCACAGGUACCAGGGCAAGAUGUUUGACGAGGAGAGCAUCCUGGAGGAGCUCAACGAGCCUCUGCGCGAGGAAAUCGUCAACUUCAACUGCCGCAAGCUGGUGGCCACCAUGCCGCUGUUCGCCAACGCCGAUCCCAACUUCGUGACGGCCAUGUUGACCAAGCUGAGGUUCGAGGUCUUCCAGCCCGCCGACUACAUCAUCAGAGAGGGCACCGUCGGCAAGAAGAUGUACUUCAUCCAGCACGGGGUGGUCAGCGUCCUGACCAAAGGAAGCAUCGGCAUGAAGCUGAUGGACGGCUCCUACUUUGGAGAGAUCUGUCUGCUGACCCGCGGCAGACGGACGGCCAGCGUGCGAGCGGACACCUACUGCCGCCUGUACUCGCUCUCCGUGGACAACUUCAACGAGGUGCUGGAGGAGUACCCCAUGAUGAGGAGGGCCUUCGAGACGGUGGCCAUUGACAGGUUGGACCGCAUAGGCAAGAAGAACUCAAUCCUGAUGCACAAAGUCCAGCACGAUCUGAACUCGGGUGUUUUCAACAACAGCGAGAACGAGAUGAUCCAGGAGAUAGUCAAGUACGAUCGGGAGAUGGUUCAGCAGGUCGACGUGCCUCGACCGCGGGCCAUGUCCAUGACCCCUCCUCUCUACGGGGGGAUCUUUAACUCUCCAGGUUCCUCCGCCCACCCCCAGAAUUCGGCGAUCGGCACUCUGCAGCAGGCCGUGGCCAUGAACUUUUGUGCCCCCGUGCAAGGGAACUCGAUGGGGGCGGCGAGCCUGCAGUCGCCCAGGAUGGUGAGGAGGUUCCAGGUGGUGGAGAGCGUGUCCAGCCCCGUCUCGGCGUCUCCGCUGCCGUCUCAGUACCUCGCUUGUGGUGCCUUUGCCCCCGUCCUUUCCAGCCCUCCUGUCCAGAGCCCGCUGGUGCUCGGGGGGCGGUUCCAGUAUGGGUCCGGCGCCCUGGCUGGUCCCACCUCAGGCUCCCAGCUCUCUCUGGCGCCGCAGCACACGGCCAGCCCCGCCCACCGGCCCAGCUCGCACACCAGCACGCACUCGCUGCAAAUGGGCACUUUGAGCCAAGACGCCCGGGCGCUGUCCGCCUCUCAGCCCUCGCUGCCUAACGAGGGGGCGCAACAAAGGGCCCCUAGUCCCCCCGGGUCCACGCGGGUCUCCUCCACUUCUAUCGGACCCCCUCACGCCCCAUCAAGUCACAUAGGCUCCCGGAGCGCUAUUCCCCAGAGGGUGGUACUGCCCCAUCAGAUGUCCGUGGGGGGCCUCCCCAUGGCGCCCCUGACUGGUUCUGCACAGGGUUUUGGGGGCGGGGCAGGGCUGGCCGUAGGCGGUGCAGGAACAGGUCCGGGGGACUCGGGAUUACCCAAGAAAGACUCCAUAGUGAGCCUUCCCGAGACCGACCACAUCAAAAUCAGAUCCAGGCUAUCUUCAAACUUGUGAUCUUAAAUUAAACUCUGGUGGGGGACUGACUCAAUGGAGGGUUGGGGGAGGGCACUUAUCUGCAGGAACACUGGGGGGGGAGGAGGGGGGAUUUCUGCUGUGACUCUCCGAAUGUAUGAACGUUGAUCGAGCGACAGAAGAGAAGACGUGAGGUCUGUUGGUGGACUUUAGAAACUGCAGCAUUGCGACGCUUCUACUCGGAAACCGUAGUUGCACAGUAGAGGUAAAGUAGCAUCUUCCCAUCACAGACCCCUUGAUUUACCGUAUUUUAGUCAACAACAUAUGGGCACAUCUGUUUCACUAUCCUUUUAUUCAUCACAGUCAAUGUUAACUCGGGGUUGAACAGGACUUAAGAGGAAAUCAGGGAUAUCAGGAGUAAUUUAAUUUGGUAUAACUACUUCAUUUAGCACAUUUUGACACAAGGCUGGCGGUUGAAGACGAUCUUCCCAUCACAUCACAUUUGUGUUUUCUUUGUCUGUGUUAUUUUGUUUCUUGUGUGUCCCCAUGAAGCAAAUUUGUAAGCACAAAACUGACCUUUUAAUUAUCUUAUUUAAAAAAAAAGAUAGGUGGAUAACUUUGUUUUUGGAUCUUGUAACAGUACGUGAACAUCCUUCCUACUGAGCUAAGGGACUAAUUGCCUGGUUUCCGGCCCAUCCAUUGAUUUCUGUAGGAAAUCUCGGCAUGGUUGUUUAAUUUAAGUUGCAUCAAUCCAUUUUUUUUUAUACUAAGAGUGAAUCAAAAGACUACGGUUAAUGUAAAGGGAGUUGCUGGCAGUCAUGAACCCACUGAGAAUGAUCACUCACCUUAUAGAGGAUUUUAGCUUCUUUCUUUUCUAAUUGCCCUUUGAUUCGUUACAUUUAAAGCUCACAGAUUUCUUAUAAUUCAUUAAACCCCCUAAAGCCAAUGACGUUCCACCUAAACCUUUAGCAAGCUGAAGAGCCAGAUGUUUAUUCUCAGGAGUUUGGGUAGAAAUGGACGUGUAAGCAGUUGUUUUAGGAGCAUGUCUGCCAUGACAACUUGAUAAAGUAAUUAUAGGUUACUUGUUCCCCCAAGUGGCCCGAAAACUGAUUAUUGCAGCUUCAAGAUAAAUGCAUGUAACAAGACCCAAUGACGGUAUACGGGACUAAAAGACACUUCUACUUAACAACAGAUUUGUUGGAUUAAUAAAACAGAAACAUCCUACAAUUUGUGAAAAUUAUAAUUCACUGCCAACAAAGAAUUUUGUACGACUCAAAAUGUAAAUCCAUUCAAAAUAAGAUAAUCACAUCACGUAGAUCCAUUGUUUUCUGCCCCUCACAUUUCAUGCAGUGGCAGUUUGGGUGACUUUGCCAAAGCCGUACAGAUGAAGAAGCUGCAGCUGAUUCUUUGCAGGACGCAUACUGCCGGGUGCCUCCGUCAUUAACGCCGAUCUACGUCCAAAAGGCAUUAUGAAAAAAAACGGAACCGUUUCUCGUGGACAUGUCAUCCUAUUCAACUCGUCCCGUUAAUGCCUGAACCAUUACUGGGUAAUGCGAGUGGGAAUUGGAAUCCCUGGGGUCUGUUUGGGGCUAUUAAUACGCUCCUUCGAUUGGAUUUCAUUAUUCAUUGCCAGUGAUGAGUUUUGCAUUUUGUUUCACUUUUCGGUCCCGGCGUUGUUCUUCGCCUUCGGAGUUCUCGCCGGGACAAAGUUGAAGGUUUGUGAGUAUUUUUAUACAGUGUUUUUUGGUUUCAUGCUCAAUUUGCCCUGUGCGGAAUUUAUAUUUGGACCCUCUGAAAUAAUCCAAUAGAGGCUUGUUGUAAGGACGGUGUUUCACUGAGCUUCACUUUGCUUCUUUCUCUCUCUUUGGACGGGAAAUGCUUUUAGGGUCAAAAUAAGUUGACAUGUUUUGCUUCGUUAGAAGUGUAGGAAUAAUUUAUGAAACGCAGAAAAGGGGCCGGUAGAUCUUUAACCACAAUUUCCAAACAAGCUGAAGAAUGAACGGAGCACUUAUUGUAAGUCGCUUUGGAUUAAAGCGUCAGCUAAAAGACCGAGUGAAACCAAAGUUACUUUCUCUUUUUUUUAUUUUUUUAAACGGAUGACUGGUCAUCCUCCGUAACCGAACGUACCCAUCAGAGAACAUUUCUACAGAUUACAGUUUAAAAGUGAGUGAGAUGAAGUCCUGUUGUAGAUGCAAUAUUUCACCUUUGGAUUCAUUUAGAUCUGUAGUUUCAAGUCUGUUUUUGCAAGGAACUUUAGACAGAUAUUCAAUCUUUAUCUGUGCUUUUUGCUGACAAUAACUUGGUUGUUAUUCCUGUGUGUAAACGUCAUGUAAACCAGACUAUUUAUUUAGCCUAGUUUACUGUAACUGUAGACAUACUGAAAAAGAUGUUUUAAAAUUCUUUUAACUCUUCGACCUGAUGCAUAUUAUCAUCUGGUAUGAACCGAUAUUACUUGAACAUAUAAUUAGAACAAAACAGUUUGCAUUAAAAGAGAUGUAUCACUUC